CUAAUGUUUUAGAAAAAAUGAAAGAAAUGGCAACGGGCUUUCUAUUAGUUGUCUUUUUAUUUUCCUUUGGAAAUUGUUUAUCACCCUGUGAGGAAACUGACGCUUUUAACAUAGAUGAUUUAUUGAUGAUAUCCUUGUGGCCGGUUGACCGAAGAAUGCCCUGGGUGGAAGGGGAACAUUAUAUUACGGAGAAAGAAUCAGCUGAACUUCAGUGCCAGCUACCUGAGUUACCUUCGCAUAGUUUGGUAACUGUUACCUACACUCCUAACUAUGUAAAUAAUAUGAGAUCAGCUGUUGUUAAAAGAAGGAACAAAACUGAGAAUUCUGGUGUAGAUUAUCAAGAAGAUGAUGAAGCUUGUACAGUUACAGUUCUUAACACAAACUUUUCUGAAUCUGUACUGCAUAGUGGUUUGGUGCCUAGGUGUGGGGAAUCUAGGUCUAUACUAUACGGUGGUAGAUCAGGGGCAAGCCUCACCACGGAAAUAACUGAUCAUAAAGGAACAUUUCAUCUUGGAUACUCAGUAGAUGGAGACAGAAAAAUUGUAAGUCUUCAUUUCCCUCACAGCUUUCUCAAUCAAACAGGGACAUACCAGUGUACCAUAAUUAGAACUUGUGACCCAGGUAUUCUAGAGAAUAGAACUGAAGCUGAACAGAAUCCAGUAGCUGUCACUAAAUCUCUUUUCCUCAAGGUUUAUAAGAAACCCAGUUACAAGGAGGAUUUUGUUGUAGCAAUCUCUAGUCUUGGCAUCGGAACAGGAGCUCUGUUGAUAACCGCAUUUUUUAGCAGGGGAAUGUUCAAAAUCGAUUGAUUAGAGAGCUGGAGCUGUGGUUUUCCUCCCGUCUGUUUCAUGUCUGGAAAAUAAAGUUAUAAAUAUAUUUUAGGCUUGUUUUAUAA
Eurytemora carolleeae is the source of this 895-nucleotide messenger RNA. RefSeq lists its product as uncharacterized. NCBI's taxonomy places the organism in Eukaryota, Metazoa, Arthropoda, Copepoda, Calanoida, Temoridae. The transcript has 13 exons. The record is from RefSeq and is a predicted model, not a curated record. The coding region runs from base 18 to 809 and encodes 263 amino acids.